UCCUCAAGAGGCAGGCAGUGACGAAACCCACGUGACACAGAUACAGGAAAUGAAUUGCACCGUCUGGCUAAACCGUCUGUUCCUGCUCCGUUUUCGUUUUAAAACGAGAUACCGGUGUAAACAGAACUUGACAGUUUGUUAAAAAAAAACUAAUUACUACGGAGGAAUAACAGCUAUGGCCAAAAGUAGGUCGAGAGAUUUCCUUGUUUGGACCGACGACGAGGUGGAACUGUUACUGAAAGUAACACAGGAGUAUAAGGAGGACAGGGCGGCAGUAAACGUAGAUUGGGAGUCAUUGCAAACGAAAUAUGGCGACAUUUUUGAGCGGUAUCAGGAGAAUUAUCCAUCUCCGGAGGAAGCCAAGGCAAUGGGAAAGGAGUACCCACACAGCAAGAAUGAAAUCACAAAAGUUCAAUUGGCUACCAAAAUUAAGGCCAUACGGAUCCGAUACAGGCAAGCAAUUAAUUCAGGUAGAAGAAAUGGCCAUGGGCGGGUAAUCCUGCUCUUUUUUGAGCUCUGUCGGUCCAUUUGGGGAGGAACUCUUGCUACUCAUGCAAUAUCCCAGGAUAUCAAGACAGAUGACGAUAUGGCGGUAGAGACCGUGAAAUCGAUCGGCAGCUCGCCUGAUGCUGGGUUGUCGUCCAUGCUGGGUGGGGAUGGAGUUGCAGAGGAUGCCAUGUCUGCAGAGAUUGUGGGAAGUCAACACCAGAGACUCGAUGCUACCCCUAGUGGCUUCAGGAGAAAGAAACUCAAAAGAAAACUGUCCACGGAUUCCAUUGCAGAGGAUGAUCUGGACAUUCAGAGGCGGCUUCUUCGACGAUUAGAAGCAAACCACGAAGAGUUCAUGCAGAAAAUGGACCGGUGGUCAUCUAUGAUGGACCGUAUGAACUCCAAUAUUGAGCUGCUGGUGCAGCACAUUGUGGGUUCAGGUGCCACUGACAAGACUCCACGUUACAUAUGGGAUGCUAAAAAUGGGGAAGUGUCUUUGGUGCAUGAAUGUAGGUGUGGUAACUAAAUAUUAUUUUGAUUAAUCUGUUGAGAAUCUUGUCUAUAAAAUGUCCCAAACAAAUUUUAAAUGCUCAUUACAAAUUUCUAGAGCCUAAUUUAGAUGUGUUUUGUCCACCUAACAGUCCAAAACCCAAAGAUAUUCAAUCCCUAAAGAAAAUUAGGAAAUCACUACACCUGAGAAGCUGGGAACAGUAAAUAUUUGGCUUUCCACUCAAUAAAUGACAAUUAAUACAUUUUCAUUACAGCACUAUUUAUUUGUAACAUAGAAAGAAAACAGUUAAAUUUUUUUUUUUAUGCCUAUGUCAGAAUUGAUAGGGGGGAGAAAAAGAUGGGGAAUAACUUGCAAGAAAGGACUUAAACAGUGGACGUUUCAGGUAAUGAUUAGCGUCUCAAAUACUUGGGACACCGAGUGCCACUCAAAUAAAUGUUCCUGUAAUCAGUUCCAGUUUAUUGUAGGUCAGGUGCUUGAUAUCUGCUCUGCGAUAACCUCACAGAUAAUAAACCCACUCAUAAAAUAA
Perca fluviatilis (European perch) is the source of this 1526-nucleotide messenger RNA. RefSeq lists its product as uncharacterized. The record is from RefSeq and is a predicted model, not a curated record. The transcript is spliced from 2 exons. Lineage: Eukaryota; Metazoa; Chordata; Actinopteri; Perciformes; Percidae. The coding region runs from base 176 to 1015 and encodes 279 amino acids.